AUGGGUGAUGCAGUGGCCAACACUUCCAUGCCCGAAACAUCCAGCUCCCCACCCGAGCCCCAGUCCUCGGCCAGUGUAGGCGGGAGUGGGAGCGAGUACUUUUACGUCCUGGUUGUCAUGUCCUUCUACGGCAUCUUCUUGAUUGGAAUCAUGCUGGGCUACAUGAAAUCGAAAAGGAGGGAGAAAAAAUCCAACCUGCUUCUUCUCUACAAGGACGAAGAGAGGCUCUGGGGCGAAGCCAUGAAGCCUCUCCCCAUCUUGUCGGGGCUGAGGGCAACCCAGGUGCCCAUGAUGUUGAACAUCCUUCAGGAGAGCGUGGGGCCGGCUCUCUCCUGCACCAUCUGCUCCAUGGAGGCGAGCAGCGUGAGCUCGGAGUCCUCCUCACCUGACGUGCAUUUCACCAUCCAGGAAGAAGUGCCCGACGACGAGCCAGGAGAGACCUCGGAGACGCCCCUCAAUGAAAGCAGCGAGGGGUCUUCGGAGAACAUCCCCCAGAAUUCCUAG
Messenger RNA from Gracilinanus agilis (Agile Gracile Mouse Opossum), 504 nucleotides. RefSeq names its product potassium voltage-gated channel subfamily E regulatory subunit 4 (gene KCNE4). Lineage: Eukaryota; Metazoa; Chordata; Mammalia; Didelphimorphia; Didelphidae. Gene Ontology annotation, cellular component: membrane. Gene Ontology annotation, molecular function: voltage-gated potassium channel activity involved in ventricular cardiac muscle cell action potential repolarization; delayed rectifier potassium channel activity; transmembrane transporter binding. The record is from RefSeq and is a predicted model, not a curated record. Gene Ontology annotation, biological process: ventricular cardiac muscle cell action potential; potassium ion export across plasma membrane; negative regulation of delayed rectifier potassium channel activity. The coding region runs from base 1 to 504 and encodes 167 amino acids. The transcript has a single exon.